This is a messenger RNA of Sordaria macrospora k-hell, 2238 nucleotides long. RefSeq lists its product as uncharacterized. The record is from RefSeq and is a predicted model, not a curated record. NCBI's taxonomy places the organism in Eukaryota, Fungi, Ascomycota, Sordariomycetes, Sordariales, Sordariaceae.
AUGGCCUUGUCCGAUCAUUGGAUGUACUCGCGCCUUCAGAUUGCUCAAGGAGCUAGGCAAUCAUUUUACAGUAAGUACCUCCAGUCUCUCCAUCGAUCCUCGAAAUUGGAUCUUACAGUCGAUCCUCACCUUUGCCCUCUCCUCCUCCUCCACCACCCCAAUGCUAACUUCCUUUUCUCUUCCAAUCAGCCGGAACAUAAAGGCGCAAACCUGCACGACCUGCGCAACGGCCAGUUCCGCGCUAUCAGCUACGCAGGCAAUGGACCUCCCCGUAUCGUAGUCCGAAGCAACAAACCGCCGACCCCAAUUCUCCCAUUCCUUCCUCCAAGCAGUCCUGCGUCGUCCGUUGUGCGUUCAUCCUCAGUCGAGCGUGGACCUACGCCUGCCAUUUACAUAAAAAGCGAACAUCCAAUCGUGUACGAAGACGGCCAGCAAGCUGAGCUAAUUGUUCUUGAUUCCGAGGAUGACGAGCACACCUCCAGCACUCGGGACGUUGGCGAGGUGGUGGAGGAGGAAGAGAAGAAUAGUGAUGAGGACAUGGACGAUGUCUUCAGCGAUGGCGCUGGCGCGGACAAAGAAAGUGUUACCAGCGUCAGUGACGCAGAGGAGGAGGACGUCGCCGUUCACACUCCUGAUCGGAACGGACUCGCCUUCGAGAACCUCGAAAACGGCCAAUUCUUCAACUACGCCGCCUCCCCAGUCUGGCGACAUAUCAACAGAUUCACACCAUCUCGCAUCCCAGUACCGGAAGACACAUGCUUGCGGGAGUUUCUCACGCUCCCUCUCGCUCGUGAACUUCCUCAUUGCUGGCAUGUUCUCCUCGCUCAGCCCCGCUUCGCCACGGAGUAUUUCAAUCUCAAGAUGAUGACCGGAGUGGCCAUGUUUCUCACCGGCGAGGAGAUGGACGUGGCGGCGUGCACGACAUUUGAUAAAUGCCUCUUUCAAAAUCCAAUCCAGGUCGCUCGAGCACUGUCGGACUUUGCGGCAAAAGGCAAUGCCGUCCAUAAUAUCUUUGCCUUUCCGCGUUGUGUGGUCCCUUCGGCGGACUUCUUGGAGAGAUCAGCGACGCUAAAGGAGAGGCUUGGCGGCAUCACAUGUUGCAAUGCCUACUUCCACUUGGGCAAGGUACCAGAGCCCAAGCUGAUCUACGUCGCUGGUUACCCGCUUCCAUACCCGAUUACUCCGGAGAACCCUCCCCGCGCUGCGCCGGCCCCGGCCCGCAAGGACAAUGGCGCCUCUCCCACGUCCGGCCAACUCCAACAAAGCAGUCCUUACAAUGACUUACCUCAAUCUAGCCCCCUGAAGUCGCGAUCGACAUCCGAGUCACUCAAGCGGAAGAUCCCUCCCUGCGCCGCAUCCGACGAUUACCUCCACAGCUACCGGCUGUCCGCAGACCCUGUUACCCCCGCCAAAUGGGAGUCCGUCAAUGGUGUCCUGCGCCAGCGGGACUCUCACCUUGCGCCAGUCUUUGCCUACAGUCCAUCUUAUGUCUCCCACCACUCCAGCUCCGACUACUCCCAUAAGCAAGCCAACAAGCGAAUUAAGCUUCUCUCUUCCCCUUCCAGCGACGGCAGCCGUCGUGGCACCACGAUCGCCGAUUUCCGUAUUAUUCACCUGCACCGCCUUCACAAGACCAGCGGAACCAGCAACACCGAUGAUGACCUCAAGCCGAAAACAGCGCAAUCCGUCAGCCUCCCAGUCUCCGAAUCCCAUGCUUUCGUAUGUUCCGUCGCCAGCGGCGGUCCGGUACGUGUCUUCCUGGACAAAUGCAAGGGAGGAGGCCAAGAGCGGCCUUUUGACAUCAUGGACGGCGGCGUCUGGAUUGUUGAGAAGGGAUGGAAUUGUCGGAUGGAGGUAGCUGUUAGUGCCGCCAAUGAUGCUGCCACGGAUGUAGACAUGGAGAAUAGAAUGCAAGUGACUGCGAGUGUGCACGUCACUGGUGUUUUGGCUUCGGAGACCGGCAAGGAGAACAAGAACAAGCAAGAGAGGAAGCAAGAGAGGAAGGAGAAAAUGGAGCAGAAGAAGCAAGAGAAGAAGAUGAAGAAGGCUAUCAAGGAGCAGCAGAAACAGAAGAAGGAGCAGGCGAAGAAAAUCAAAGAGGAGAGUAAGAAGGAGAAUCUGGCAAGGAAGCAGGCCAAGCAGGCUAAGCAAGAGAGGAGGAAGCAGAGGGUGAUCAAGAGGGAGAAGAAGCAUGUGAAGAACGAGAAGAAUGAGAAGAAGGAGAAGAGGAAGGACUAG